GGGAAGAAGAAAAUGAGUAAAAGGGUAAAACAAACAAAAAGAAGCGACAAAGAAAAAAGGAAAACUAACCAGAAACUCCGGCGUCUCUCUCUCACUCUCUCUCAUCAAUCCAUAUUCUCUCCAUUGCCUUUCUUUUCACUUCAUUUCUGGGCUCUCUGUUUCCCUUUGGCUGGAGCAACGAUUCGUUGCCAGAGAAUAGUAAUCAUGCCUGUUUUCCCAGAGAGCAGCACAAUUGGGGACCAAAUCAGGCUCAGAAGGUCCAGUAGAAACCACUUCAAUUCCCAUUAUCUUCAUCGCCAUCAGCUAGACCCAGCAGCAGCAGCCGAAACAGAUCCCAACCCACAACUCUCUCGCCCUGCCAAAUCCACCACCAUCUCUUCCCUUUUCAUCUCUCCAUUCUCCGCCAACUCAACUGAACCACCCAGCGUCACCAUCGCCAACAACAACACUAGUGUCGGCGUCAAGAAGAAGGGAACCGCUGCUUUCAGAGGCUUGGGAUGCGCUGCUGGGGCUGCCCGUCAGGUGUCUGUUCCGGCGGUGAUAAGGUCAUCGGCGGAGUGGGAUGGGAAGAAAGUAAAGAAGAAGAUGAAGAAAAAAGCUGUGGUUGCGUCUCCCGCUCCUCCCCCGCCGCAGCAGCAGAGGAGGAAGAUGAGCGAGCAGCAGGGGGUUAGCGAAGAAAGGAGCAGCAGUGAUGGGUUAAAUUCUCAGGGCAAUUGUAUGGUGAUUCAGGAUGUUUGGUGUGGCCCUGGAAUUGGGUUUUCUGGGGAUGCUGUUGUUGAUUCCGUGGACUGUGUUGUCACCAGAAGAAACUUGCCGUCUGCGAGAGGCAGGAUUGAUGUCGAGAAAUUCAUCAAUUCCAGGGAGAGGGAAAGGGAAAGGGAACGGGAAAGAGAGCGUCCUUGUUUAACGUCGAGGCGAGCAGCACCGGCUGACCCUGAAGCCUUCUCAUUCUGGGACGCGGAACCUGCUGCCUUUGCAACUGUGAGGCCAGAACCAGAAUUGUUUGGAACUACUAGGUAUUACCGACGUGCUCCUCCUGAUGGACUUGCUGAGGUCUUGAUGCUCCAGAAUGGUUUCGUGAUGGGAGGGCGGAUGGAUAGGUUUAGUGCCUGGAGACUUGACAUUGAUGAUAUGUCAUACGAGCAACUGCUGGAGCUAGGUGAUAAAAUAGGGCAUGUAAGUACGGGACUGAAAGAAGAUGAGAUUGCGCACUGCAUCAGGAAGUUUAAGUUGUCGGUCCUAAAUGAGCUAUCUUCGCAUAAUAUAAAAGUAAUCUUGGAAAAGAAAUGCAGCGUUUGUCAGGAGGAGUAUGAAGGAGAUGAUGAGGUGGGGAAGUUGGAAUGCGGGCAUGGGUUUCACAUACAGUGUAUCAAGCAGUGGCUGGCAUAUAAGAAUAAGUGCCCAGUAUGCAAAACUGAACCACUGGCUAGAAGAAGCUGAAAAGAGGAAGCAUUCAUUCUGUCAACUCUUUAUCUCAUCUAUCCAUUUCCCGCCUUCCUGGCUGGGUGGUAAUGUGCUCUACAGCUACCUGUAUAGUUUUCAUUUCCAAAAUCGCAGAGAAAGGAAAAUGUUAUGAUUCAUUGAUUCUCCUGAGGCUUGAAAAAUCAAACUGAACCCCAGACCAAAACCAAGUCCCCCACCGAUCAAAUUUCGGUUUCUCACUUCACUUGACAGCAUUGGUUUUUAAUUUAAUGAUGAUUGAUUGUGCUGUGUUUAAGCUUGUCAUCAA
Linum tenue is the source of this 1729-nucleotide messenger RNA. NCBI's taxonomy places the organism in Eukaryota, Viridiplantae, Streptophyta, Magnoliopsida, Malpighiales, Linaceae. The record is from the annotation of a GenBank genome assembly.